This is a messenger RNA of Populus trichocarpa (black cottonwood), 2689 nucleotides long. RefSeq names its product fimbrin-1. Gene Ontology annotation, biological process: actin filament bundle assembly; actin filament network formation. The transcript has 15 exons. Gene Ontology annotation, molecular function: actin filament binding. Gene Ontology annotation, cellular component: actin filament bundle; cytoplasm; actin filament. NCBI's taxonomy places the organism in Eukaryota, Viridiplantae, Streptophyta, Magnoliopsida, Malpighiales, Salicaceae. The record is from RefSeq and is a predicted model, not a curated record. The coding region runs from base 447 to 2522 and encodes 691 amino acids.
GCACAACAACGACUCGAGUUCAAGGCCAGUAAGCUCUUGGCUGUCUCUUUGGUAAAAAACUAAUAACCGAUCCUUCUCUCUCUAAUACUUUGCUCUCCCACGAAGAAAAUCCGAUCCCUUCUUUCUCUAUCUCCCUCCAUAUUCACACUAUAAACAGAGAUACUAGAGAUUUUCAUUUUUCGAACGUGAAUCUGUUGUUUUUUCUUAACAGGGACGGAGAAGUGGGCGGGGUCGUGGCGAUUCAGGCGAUUUAAAGACCAUCUGCGAGGAUAAUUUGGCGGUGGUUUGUUGCUGUUAGUUGUGUAUAUCAGGAUCCGAAUCUGAGUCUUUGGUUCUGCUGGUGGGUUUUGGAGUCUGGUUUCAGAGACUCUUGAGGCUUUCUUUUAUCAAUCUGGACGAUUCUGUUUGACAGUAGCUAGUGCUCGCUGCGUUGGGAAUUUGUAGAGAUGUCUAGUUAUAUGGGUGUUCAUGUCUCUGAUCAAUGGCUGCAAAGUCAGUUUACGCAGGCUGAGCUUCGCAGCCUCAAGUCAAAAUUUAUAGCAAUGAAGAAUCAAAAUGGACAAGUUACUGUUGGAGAUAUGCCGCUUCUGAUGGUCAAAUUAAACGCUUUUAAUUCAAUGUUUAACGAGGAGGAGAUAGCUGGGAUAUUGAAUGAGUCGCAUGCCGACCUAAGUAAUGAGAUCGAUUUUGAAGCCUUCCUCAAGGCAUACUUGGAUUUACAAGGUCUAGCUACAGCAAAAUCUGGGGCUUCUAAGCAGAGUUCAUCUUUCCUUAAGGCCACAACCACUACUCUUCUUCACACAAUUAGUGAAUCUGAGAAAGCAUCUUACGUUGCUCACAUAAACAGCUAUCUCGGGGAUGACCCAUUUCUGAAGCAGUUUCUUCCCAUAGAUCCAGCUACAAAUGAUUUAUUUAAUCUUGCUAAAGACGGAGUGCUGUUAUGUAAACUCAUCAAUGUUGCUGUGCCAGGGACUAUAGAUGAACGAGCCAUCAACACGAAACGGGUUCUUAACCCAUGGGAAAGAAAUGAGAACCAUACCCUCUGCCUCAACUCUGCAAAAGCUAUUGGAUGCACUGUGGUAAACAUUGGCACACAGGACUUGGUGGAAGGAAGGCCUCAUCUGUUACUUGGGUUGAUUUCUCAGAUUAUAAAGAUUCAACUACUGGCAGAUCUUAGUCUUAAGAAGACACCUCAGCUUGUGGAAUUGGUGGAUGCCAACAAUGAUGUUGAGGAGCUUUUGGGAUUAGCCCCUGAAAAGGUCCUAUUGAAAUGGAUGAAUUUCCAUCUCAAGAAAGCAGGCUACGAGAAACCUGUUUCGAAUUUUUCUUCUGAUUUGAAGGAUGGAAAGGCUUAUGCAUACCUGCUUAAUGUUCUUGCACCAGAGCACUGCAGUCCAUCUACAUUGGAUUCCAAAGAUCCUAAGGAAAGGGCUAAGCUUGUUCUUGAUCAUGCAGAGCGGAUGGACUGCAAACGAUAUUUAAAACCAGAAGACAUCGUUGAAGGAUUGCCAAAUCUGAAUCUUGCAUUUGUGGCACAAAUAUUUCAUCAAAGGAAUGGCCUGACCACAGACAGCAAAAAGAUUUCCUUUGCUGAGAUGAUGACCGAUGAUGUGCAAACUUCUAGAGAGGAAAGAUGUUUUCGACUAUGGAUUAACAGUCUUGGAAUUGUUACAUAUGUUAACAAUGUAUUUGAGGAUGUUAGAAAUGGAUGGAUACUUUUGGAAGUGCUUGACAAGGUUUCUCCUGGAUCAGUUAACUGGAAGCAGGCAUCUAAGCCUCCAAUCAAGAUGCCAUUCAGAAAAGUAGAGAAUUGCAAUCAAGUCAUAAGGAUUGGAAGACAAAUGAAAUUUUCCCUCGUUAAUGUAGCUGGAAAUGAUUUUGUACAAGGAAAUAAGAAGCUCAUACUGGCUUUCUUAUGGCAGUUGAUGAGAUAUAAUAUGCUUCAACUUCUGAAGAACUUGAGAUCCCAUUCCCAAGGAAAGGAGAUAACUGAUGCAGAUAUUCUAAAAUGGGCAAACAAUAAAGUUAAACAUACAGGAAGAACUUCCAAAAUCGUGAACUUCAAGGAUCAGAGCCUGUCAAGUGGAAUAUUCUUCCUUGAGCUUCUCAGUGCUGUUGAGCCAAGGGUGGUUAAUUGGAACCUCGUCACCAAGGGUGAAAGCGAUGAGGAGAAGAGAUUGAAUGCUACAUACAUUAUCAGUGUGGCACGGAAACUGGGCUGUUCAAUUUUCCUGUUGCCUGAAGACAUCAUGGAGGUAAACCAGAAGAUGAUUCUGACUCUAGCUGCCAGCAUAAUGUACUGGAGCCUGCAAAAAGCAGUGGAAGAUGGGGAAUCAUCUCCAUCCCCUUCUAAUGGGACUUGUACCGCUACUCCUGAUGCAUCCCCAGCUCCAUCUGUCAACGGCGAAGAUGAAAUUUCUUCCUUGGGUGGUGAAGUUUCAAACUUAAAUAUUGAUGAUGUUGCCUCCGACACUACAGUCUCCUCACAGCUUGAGAAUGAGGAAUUUACUGCAGUAGAGUGAAGCAUGAAGUAUUGUAGCCUGCAAGAUCAGCUUCAGUGAAAUGGAAGUGAAUAUACAUAUCUCUCCUUUACAGCGAAAACAAAAUGUGCAAACAAUAGGAAAAUGAAGAGCAGAAUUUUUGUAAAUUGUGAAUGCUUUGUGAAAGAAAGAGAGGUCAUACUUCUGCA